UAUAUAGAGGUACAGAGAGAAAGAGAGACGUGAUAGUUUCUACUUUCUAAUCAUAUAUUAACUUUUCCCAUUUGUGUUUCUCUUCAACUCUCACUUAGCAAGCCAAGCUGUGUGUUGUACCUUCAAUUUACACAGAGAGAGAGAGAGAGAUGAGAAAGGUCUGUCAUCCUUUGUUGAAUGGGGGAAGAGGAUAUGCAGGAGAUGACAGAAAAUACAGUCAUGGAUUCUCUUCAGCUGAGAUGCAGUCUUUGGCAAGUAUCUGUGAGGCUUUAUUACCUCCUUUUUAUGAAACCAAAGGUGAACAACCGACAAUUAACAAGGCUGUUCAGUCCUUCUACAAAACUUCUGCGGCUCAAACUCCCAUCCCUGAUGAGGUUGCACAGCUAAUGGUGAAAAGGGCCUUGAUAGAAGCUGUGGUAUUGGUUAGAGUGGUUUUGUGGAUAUUGGGAACUAAGUUGGGAACCCUACUCCUCUGUGGCUCUCUUUGUUUUGGUAAGACAUGGCCCUUCGUUCACAAGUUUUCAAGUUUGUCGUUGGAGAAAAGAGAAAAGGUCCUGCAGAAGUGGUUCAAGCACAAGUUUCUUACCCCCAUUAGGCUUGCCUUUGUUUACAUCAAGUUUCUUUGCCUCUACAUUUUCUUCUCUCGGGUUGGUGAGAAUGCAGAAAACCCAAUAUGGCAAGCCAUUGGAUACCAUGUAGAAACUGAUGACCAAGAUGAUCAGAAGAACCACUCAAAAAUGCAAGAACAAAAGCGGCCUCUUCAGAAGGGAAUCAUAGAAACAAGGCUUGAAACUGAUACCAGCCUUCUGAAUUCCCUUGAACAGAAAGGCUUCCAAGUCAUACAUAACUCCACAAAAAAUAUUUACAACGUCAAUGACGUUAUAAUUGUUGGCUCUGGUUGUGGAGGAGGUGUCGCAGCUGCUGCUCUUGCAAGCUCAGGCCACAAAGUCAUCGUUCUCGAAAAAGGAAACUACUUCACUCCCUCAGAUUACUCUUCUUUGGAAGCUCCCUCCCAUGAUCACCUUUAUGAAUCAGGAGGCAUUCUUGUAACUGUUGAUGGGAAAAUUGUGCUUCAGGCUGGAUCAACGGUUGGUGGUGGCUCUGCUAUUAAUUGGUCAGCCUGUAUUAAAACACCAAAUUAUGUGCUUCAGGAAUGGAAUAAAGAUCAUAAGAUCAAGUUCUUCGGGGGAUCGGAGUAUCUUUCUGCAAUGGAUACUGUAUGCGAGAGAAUUGGUGUUACUGAGAAUUGUGUAGAAGAAGGGUUUCAAAAUCAAGUACUAAGGAAAGGGUGUGAGAAUCUAGGCCGGGUGGAUUUUGUGCCUCGAAAUUCUUCAGAAAAUCAUUACUGUGGAUCAUGUGGUUAUGGAUGCAGGAAAGGAGAGAAAAAGGGGACAGAUUCUACAUGGCUAAUGGAUGCAGUGGAUUAUGGUGCCGUGAUCAUAACUGGAUGUAAAGCUGAGAGAUUUGUAUUGGAAACCAACAAGAGUGAAAGUAAAAGAAAAAAGAAAUGUUUGGGAGUAAUGGCAAAACCUUUGAGCAAUAACAUUACGAAGAGGCUGCAAAUUGAGGCCAAAGUUACAAUCUCAGCUUGUGGAGCUCUUUUGACACCCCCUUUAAUGCUUUCUAGUGGACUGAAGAACAAGAACAUUGGUCGGAAUCUUCAUCUCCACCCUGUUUUAAUGGCUUGGGGAUAUUUCCCUGACUCAAAUUCAGAGUUCAAGGGUAAAAACUAUGAGGGUGGAAUAAUUACAUCAGUGUAUAAGGUGGUAUCAGCAGACUCUAAGGUAAAAGCAAUCAUAGAAACACCGGCAUUAGGGCCGGGAACAUUUUCUGCUUUGAGCCCUUGGGUGUCUGGGGAAGACAUAAAGAACAGAAUGCUGAAGUUUUCAAGAACUGCCCAUUUGAUUUCAAUUAUCAGGGAUAAGGGUUCCGGGGUAGUUACGAAGGGUGGAAGAGUAAGUUAUGAGUUUUCUGCCUUAGACAAAGAGAACAUAAAGGGAGGUUUGAGGCAGGCAUUAAGGAUUCUAAUAGCAGCAGGAGCAAUUGAAGUUGGCACACAUCGGAGUGAUGGGCUGAGACUCAAAUGUAAAGGGAUUGAUAAGGAGGAACUGGAGGAGUUUCUUGACAUGGUUACUGCAGAUGAAGGGCCGCAGUCACUGGUAGAGAAUUGGACAAUCUAUUCCUCAGCUCAUCAGAUGGGGAGCUGUAGAAUGGGAAUCAAUGCAAAGGAAGGGGCGGUUGAUGAGAAUGGGGAGAGCUGGGAAGCAGAAAGCCUCUUCGUAUGUGAUGGGAGUGUUCUACCUAGUGCUGUUGGUGUUAAUCCCAUGAUCACCAUCCAAUCAACUGCAUACUGUCUCUCAAAGAGAAUAGCUGAUUCUCUAAGAAAGUGUUAGAAUAAAACCAUUAAUGCAAAAUCUAUUCGUAAUGAAUGGAAUGUAAUAUUGAUUACAAAUAAUUUAAGAUUUCUACCACAUAUGGGUCUUCUCAAACCCUAUAUAUGUUGUAAACAUUAUACAUGGUUAAUUCAAGGAGUAAUAUUUCUACCACAUA
Molecule: messenger RNA, 2550 nt
Organism: Malus domestica (apple)
Lineage: Eukaryota; Viridiplantae; Streptophyta; Magnoliopsida; Rosales; Rosaceae
Product: long-chain-alcohol oxidase FAO1
Molecular function (GO): long-chain-alcohol oxidase activity; flavin adenine dinucleotide binding
Source: RefSeq, a predicted model, not a curated record